UAUAAAUAUUCGUUAUGGGUUCUUGCAAUACUAAAAAGAAAUCUAAAAAUUAAUAAGAAAUGGUUGUAACUACUUAAGCACAAAAUGAUAAAAAUAGAAUAGAAAGAAGAUAAUAGAAAGCUUAAACAUUGACACCAAUUUUAGCGAAGACAACAUAAUCUGACACAGUAAAUGAAUCAUUUAUUUCAAAUCGAUCUACAAAAAAAGCUUAUGAUAAUUAGAAAUAACAAAUCUAAAUAAGAUCUGGGCUUUUCAGAGUUUAUACCUUAUUAGGAAGCAAAUCAGAUUCUUAUUUAGAAAAAUAAGAAGACAAUUAAAUAAAAUUAAUCUAACAUAAUGUUAGUGGAAUUAAAAAAAGAGUAGAAACAAUCAAUAAAUUAGAUACUUCAAGUGAGAAAUUGAUAAUGAAAAUUUAGAAAAACAGAUUGGUAUUUAAAUAUUUAAUAUUAGUAAAAUGAAUAUAUUUGUCCAAUAACAAAUAUAUAUGAAGAUACAGAAAAAUAUUAUCUUCUAUCUGAUUAUUGUAGCGGUGGAAGUUUAAGUUCUUUAAAGAAAAAUUUAAAUGAUAAUUAAGUAAUGAUCCUUUUAAAUUAAAUGGUGAAUGCUAUUUCUUAUUUACAUUAGAAAAAGUUUGUUCAUAGAAGGCUUUCUUUAGAUAGUUUUCAUUUGUUGAGUGAUUUAAAUAGUUUAUUUUGUAAAUUGGUUGAUGUAACAUGUUUAUUUUAUGGAAAUGAAUAUGUAAUGAUAGAGCCAUCAUAUGAGGAUUAUUAAGAAGAUAUUUAUGCAUUAGGUUUAAUUGGUUAUUAAUUAUUAAAUGGAUAAAAGCCUUAUUAGAUAAAAAAUAAUAAAUUAUAAGAUAAUAAUAAUUCAAAUGAGCUUUUAUUGUAUUUUAAAGAAGGAACUUCUCCUACUUUAAAAAGAAUUUUGAUCAAAAUGUUAGACAAAAAGACAACUGAAAAAAUAACAAUGGAGGAUAUUAAAAAAUAUUUGUCCAAAAAUGAUUAAAGAAAUAAUUUUACUGAAGUUUUAAUGAAACCUUUGUAUUUUUUAUCAAAGUGUAAACCAAGAAAUUAUUUUCAUGUUAUAAUUUUAGCUUUCAUGCUUAACAAAUUUAAUUAAGAAGAAGAAUGUAUUUUAGAAAAAAUAUUCAUUGAUGCAGAUAUUGAUUAAGAUGGAUUACUCAAAAAAGAAGAUAUUCUUCCAUUAUAUAAAUCUAUUGUUGAAUAUGAAAACAUCAGUGUUGAUAUACAACAAGUUUUCUAAAAAUUAGACACAACUAAUAAAGGAUCGAUUGAUAUUAAAGAAUUUAUCUCAGGAGCAUUAAAUCUCGAAGAUUUACUAUCUUAAACAUAUUUAGAAACAUGUUUUAAAUAUUUAUAAAAUUAAAGAGGAUAUAUUACAUGCCAUAGUAUUAAAAAACAUAUAGAUAUAAAUCAACAAUUGUUCGUUUAAACUUUAGAUGAAAUUAAAGGCUAACAUAAGGUAUCAUAUCCAUUCAUAUUUAAUAGGUAAAUUAUAACGAGUUUGCUGAGAUAAUGAGAUAACUAUUGUGA
This is a messenger RNA of Paramecium sonneborni, 1553 nucleotides long. The record is from the annotation of a GenBank genome assembly. Lineage: Eukaryota; Ciliophora; Oligohymenophorea; Peniculida; Parameciidae.